Messenger RNA from Striga asiatica, 699 nucleotides. NCBI's taxonomy places the organism in Eukaryota, Viridiplantae, Streptophyta, Magnoliopsida, Lamiales, Orobanchaceae. The record is from the annotation of a GenBank genome assembly.
GGGGACCAAACCUUGUGCACUUGCCAACUAUAUAUACACAUUUUACUUAACCAAAUCCUCAAAGCAUUUCUCAUCAUCUCUAAAACCAAAGCCUUUUGCCAAAACUUCAUAUUUUCUCUCCCAAUAUUGCUUUUGCAGAGAAAAAAAAUCAAACAUGCAGAGACAACUAGCUAAGAUGAGGCAAUCGCUUUUUGAUCAGGGAUAUUUGGACGAACAAUUUCAUCAGCUAGAAGAGCUUCAAGACGAUGCGAAUCCCAAUUUUGUAGAAGAAAUUGUUACACUAUAUUACCGGGAUUCAGCUCGACUAAUCCAGAAUAUAGAACAAGCCUUGGAUAAAAAUCCUGUUGACUUUGCAAAGCUGGAUGGACUUAUGCACCAGUUCAAGGGCAGCAGCUCAAGCAUUGGAGCCCGAAAGGUUAAAACUGAGUCCACACAGUUCAGAGAACACUGCAGAACUGGAGAUGGUGAAGAAUGCAAGAAAACUUUCCAACAAGUUAAGAAGGAAUAUGCUGCUCUGAAAAAGAAACUGGAAACUUAUUUUCAGUAUGCAAGACAAGCUGGGCCUGUUGAGAAGGCAUGUCGCCCAAAGUAACGCUUAGUGAUGAAAUAUAUAGGCAUUUUCCUGGUUUUGUUAGAAAUGUGAGGGUGGUUUUUGCUGCACACUUGUGCUUUUGUGCUUAUGCAUAUGUAAUAUUAACC